AUGGAGGCAGCGGCAGCAGCAGCGCCACGCCCGCGCGCCACUGGCUGCCUCACCGCCUCCACCGCAGGCCCGCAGCGCGCGAGCCGCUGGUGCCCUCGCCAACCGCGCGCCGCCUCUUCUUCCUCCUCCUCCUCCUCCUCCUCUUCAAGCGGCGGAAGCCCGGCGGAUCUAGGGUUGCUCCGCCCGCGCCUCCGCGUCUCGCCCUCCUCCGCGGGGAGGAUAGCAGGCGGGGCGCCGCCGGUCCGAGCCCGGGACUCCCGCGCCGAAUGCGCGGGCGGCCGGUCGAGCGCGGAGCACGUCGGGGUCAGCCUAGAAGGCGAGAACAGAGUUUUGGAGAUGUCGUCAACUGUGCCCAAGUCAUCAAAUAUCUUCUGGCAUGAUUGCCCAGUGGGCAAGACUGACCGGCAAAAUCUACUGAAGCAGAAAGGGUGUGUUGUUUGGAUUACAGGCCUUAGUGGUUCAGGUAAAAGUACCUUGGCAUGCACAUUAGGUCGAGAGCUCCAUACAAGAGGGAAGCUUGCGUAUGUUCUUGAUGGCGAUAACUUAAGACAUGGUCUUAACAAGGAUCUUGGCUUCGCAGCUGAAGAUCGUGCUGAAAAUAUACGCAGAGUUGGUGAGGUUGCAAAGCUAUUUGCAGAUGCAGGUCUAGUGUGCAUUGCUAGUUUUAUAUCUCCGUAUAGGAGAGACCGAGAGUCUUGUCGUGCACUGUUGUCAGACGGUAGUUUUAUUGAAGUUUUCUUGAACAUGUCCUUGGAAUUGUGUGAAGCAAGGGAUCCGAAGGGCCUUUAUAAGCUUGCUCGUGCAGGAAAAAUAAAGGGGUUUACUGGUAUUGAUGACCCAUAUGAAGCGCCAUUAAAUUGCGAGAUUGAGAUCAAGGAAGUGGAUGGCGUGUGCCCUUCACCAUCCGACAUGGCGGCACAAGUGAUUACUUAUCUCGAGGACAAAGGCUUUCUGCACGAGUAG
This is a messenger RNA of Triticum turgidum subsp. durum (durum wheat), 963 nucleotides long. The record is from the annotation of a GenBank genome assembly. NCBI's taxonomy places the organism in Eukaryota, Viridiplantae, Streptophyta, Magnoliopsida, Poales, Poaceae.